AUGCAUGAAACAAAAUUGAAAAAAGUUUUGUUCCAGUUUUAUAUCAGUUCCGCUGAGGCUUGUGUACCGGCAGAUUGUCCUGAUAAUGAGCUUGACGGUGAAGAAACUGACCGCAUACAGUCUGACGGAUGA
Messenger RNA from Haemonchus placei, 132 nucleotides. NCBI's taxonomy places the organism in Eukaryota, Metazoa, Nematoda, Chromadorea, Rhabditida, Trichostrongylidae. The record is from the annotation of a GenBank genome assembly.